AUGCUCCUCCCUGCCCCCUGGUCUCACCCUCCUCAUCCUUUGAUGCUGCUGACUCUACUGCUGGGACUCCCAGGGGUGGGAGGAGAGGAGCUGCAGGUGAUUCAGCCUGACAGGUCAGUGUCAGUCACCGCUGGAGAGAGAGCCACUCUGCGCUGCACUGUCACCGCCCUGGUCCCCGUGGGGCCCAUCAGUUGGUUCAAGGGAACUGGGCGAGACCGAGAAUUGAUCUACAGUCCAAAAGUCCACUCCCCCCGGGUAACAAGUAUCACAGAUCACACAAAGAGAGACAACUUGGACUUUUCCAUCCGCAUCAGUAACAUCACCCCAGCAGACGCUGGCACCUACUACUGUGUGAAGUUCCAGAGAGCAACUCCUGAAAACGUGGAGCUUAAGUCUGGACCAGGCACUGAAGUGUCUGUGAGUGCCAAACCCUCUGUCCCCGUGGUAUUGGGUCCUGCUGCAAGGGUCACAGCUAAGCAGACGGUCACCUUCACCUGCAAGUCCCAUGGCUUCUCCCCCCGAGACAUCACCCUGAAGUGGUUCAAAAAUGGGAAUGAGCUCUCAAACAUCCAGACCACCGUGGACCCCGCAGAAGAAAAGGCCUCCUACAGUGUACACAGCACUGCCAGGGUGGCGCUGGACCCCGGAGAUGUCCACUCUCAGGUCAUCUGUGAGGUGACCCAUGUCACCUUGCAGGGGAUCCCUCUCCGUGGGACUGCCAACUUGUCUGACACCAUCCGAGUUCCACCUACCUUGAAGGUUACCCAGCAGCCUAUGAUGGCGGGGAACCAGGUAAACGUCACCUGCCAAGUGGAGAGGUUCUACCCUGGGAAACUACAGCUGACCUGGCUGGAGAAUGGAAAUGUGUUCCGAACCGAAAUAGCCUUGACCCCCAGGAAGAACAUGGAUGGGACAUACAGCUGGACCAGCUGGCUCCUAGUGACCUCCUCUGCCCUCAGGGACAGCAUGGUGCUCACCUGCCAGGUGGAGCAUGAUGGGCAGCCUCUAGUCACCAGAAGCCAUACCCUGAAGCUCCCUGGCCACCCGAAGGAUCAGGAUUCAGUCACCACCCCUGAUCUGGGAUCAACUCCUGUUGGGCCCUUGCUGGUAGCCUUCCUCCUGGGCCCUAAGAUGCUGCUGAUGGUGGUUGUGGCUGCUGUCUAUGUCCACAGGAAGCAGAAGGCCUGACUGUAUCUGAGCAGACAGGACUCAGGAAGGGGAGUCAGGACUCAGGAAGAGGAGCUUGGACUGGGAGUGCAGAUGAGUAGGCAGAGACCCAUCUCAGGGACAUGCAUCCCAGGAGGAGACCAGCACUGGGGACAUAACAGGCUCUCAGGAACAAUGAGCAGAGAGAUGAUUAAAUGUGGAUAUGUUUCUCUUCAGUGCCUUCCUUCCUCCUCUGUCACAUG
This is a messenger RNA of Otolemur garnettii (small-eared galago), 1409 nucleotides long. RefSeq names its product signal-regulatory protein beta-1-like. Gene Ontology annotation, biological process: positive regulation of T cell activation; positive regulation of phagocytosis. Lineage: Eukaryota; Metazoa; Chordata; Mammalia; Primates; Galagidae. The transcript is spliced from 6 exons. Gene Ontology annotation, cellular component: plasma membrane. The coding region runs from base 1 to 1188 and encodes 395 amino acids. The record is from RefSeq and is a predicted model, not a curated record.